Molecule: messenger RNA, 833 nt
Organism: Fomitopsis serialis
Lineage: Eukaryota; Fungi; Basidiomycota; Agaricomycetes; Polyporales; Fomitopsidaceae
Exons: 2
Coding region: 167-490 (107 amino acids)
Source: RefSeq, a predicted model, not a curated record
GGCGGAUGGGGAGGAGCCUGAGUCUGUUACUGUUCCCGCGCCAGCUCAAUCUGGCGGGAAUCUCGGCAAGCCACAGGAGGCGCCGGAGCAGAAUAUCACUGUCAAUGCAAGCAGCGCGCCCGCCGCCGCCCUGACGUCUCCGAAUGAUGCGGAUGUGGUGUACGUGAUGUGCAAGUGGGACGGCUGCCGUGCCCUUGUCGACGCCACGAAGGACGCAGUCAAGGCGCAUCUCAAGGAGGCCCACCACGGGGCGAAGGGCGGCUGCAAGUGGGAGGGGUGCAUGCGCAGGCCGAUGAACAACCUCUGGCGGCAUGUGUUUGAAAUCCAUGCGCGCGUCGCGACGAAGGUGCAGUGCGACAAGUGCCCAGCGACGUUUACGCGGCCGGAGUCACUGCACAGGCAUCUCCACAACUUUCAUGCCUGCCGUACUGGGGCUGAUGGUCCUAACACACGGAUAUAUGAGGAUCGUACUUGGGCUGGGCCCUCAUGAGAUACAAGCCGAACUCGCUUUGCUAAUGUCUGCUUUUGGUAUUCCGUACGCUGUCGCUUGUUGAUCGAUUUGUUUGCAACUGCUUUGUAUCUGUCGUUCAAACGUUCACACCCUAGAGUCUACGAGCAAGUGUGGGCACAGUACCGCCCGAAUACACAUCGCAAUUCGUCUAUACGUCUGGUCGCCCGUAUGUCUGUAUUGUAUGCAUGUACAUACGUCUGUGCGUUUGUGUGUACGUACGUCUGUAUGUGGUACUCGUUACUACUAUUCACGGGUCAGUACAAAUUGAGAUGUGGCGGGCAAAUUGUUGAACGGGUGCUGACGCGGACGUCGAGGAGCAUCA